Eimeria acervulina is the source of this 8313-nucleotide messenger RNA. Its product is annotated as bromodomain-containing protein, putative. The record is from RefSeq and is a predicted model, not a curated record. Lineage: Eukaryota; Apicomplexa; Conoidasida; Eucoccidiorida; Eimeriidae. Gene Ontology annotation, biological process: regulation of transcription by RNA polymerase II. Bases 1 to 8313 code for a protein of 2770 amino acids. Gene Ontology annotation, molecular function: transcription cis-regulatory region binding; protein binding. Gene Ontology annotation, cellular component: nucleus. The transcript has 22 exons.
AUGUCGGGGGGCGUCUCGUUGCGGGAGCAGCACGUUGAUGCUUCCGUAGAUUUUGCUACUCAGUCUAUCUUGGGGUUUACUUCUUUAUCCCUUGAGAUCAGUGGGGCCCUUGUUGCUGCUGCUGUUGCUGCUGCAGAUGCGUUUGCUGCAGCUGCUGCGGAUUCUUCCGAUCCUGCAGCAGCAGGAGCAGGAGCAGCAUCAACAACAGCAGCAGAUGCAGCAGCAGAUGAUUCUCGUAUCCCCUUCGCUAUACCUCUCCACCUGCCACCCUGCUGCCGCAUUUUUGGCUGCUGGGUGGAUAAAACCCCCGCAGUCUUCCAGCUAGGCUUUGAGGGCCCGCAGCAGCAGGAAGAUGACGCACAGCAGCAGCAGCAGCAGCAGCAACACCAGCAGCAGCCGCAGCAGCGCUUUAUUCGGUUGGAUCUUCUGACCUGGAGGGAAGAGCUAAAACGACGCUGCGCUCUUAAGCUGAAGCUAUCUGUGUCCUUUAUGCUGUCGGGGCUGACAGACGGCAGCGGCAGCAGUCUCCUCUUCGUGCAGCAUAAGUAUAGAGACAGGAAGGGGCAGCAGCAGCAGCAGCAUCAGGUGCUGCUCACGCUGCAGGGAGUCCUUCCAUGCCCCCCUUGGUUCCCUACGCUGCCGCACAGCGCCUACGCAGCAGCAGCAGCAGCACCACCCGCAGCAGCAACAGCAGCAGCAGGAGACACCGCAGCAGCAGCAGCAGCAGAAUCGCCGCUGCACUGCAACUGGAAGACAGUUGUUGAUGUACCUGAAGGCUGCUGCGCCGUUAUGCCUGGGAUGCUGACGAGGAGGUUUGCUGCUGCUGCUGCUGCUAGACUUCGCCCGCUUGCUGCUGCAGCAACAGAAACGGCAGCCGCUAGGAAGAGAGUAGCUGCUGCUGCUGCAGCUGCUGCAGCUGCUGUUGCUGUUGCUGGGAGGUCUCAAGCAUCAGAAACAGCAGGACCAGCAUCAGCAGCAGCAGCAGGAGCAGCAGAGGCCGAUGGCUCGAGCUCGGCAGCGGCUGAGCAGGAGGGAACUCCCGUUGCUGAUGCUGCAGCAACAGCAGCAGCAGCAGCAGCUGCUGCUGCUGCUGCACCGGCGCAGUGCUGCGCCGACUGUGCUGAAGGCUCAGCAACGGGUUGCUGUUGCGUCUUCGGCCGGGGGGGCCCCCUGGAGUUACUGCUGCAGCAGCCGCUGCUGUGGGAGAAGCAGCUGCCGCGAAGCAGCAUCUGGACGCAGCUGCUGCCUCAGGCUGCACAGCAGCAGCAGCAACAACAACAACAGCAGCAGCAGACGAAACGGGGCCAGGACGAUGAGCCGAUGCAGUGUGAGCAGCAGCCCGAUCAGGAGGAUCAGCAGCAGCAGCAGCAGCAGCCACAGCAGGAACAGCAGCAGCAGCAACACCAGCAGGAAGAAUGCAUGCGCGAGGUCUUCGUAUUUGAGGCCCUAACUAGCCAGCGCAAAGCCGGGCGUGCAGGGGCAAAGGGUCCUGCUGCUGCUGCUGUUGCGCAGCAACAGCAGCAGCUCCUGCAGCAGCAGUUGCAACACAACAAUAUGGAUGCACUCGUAGGAGUAACAGGAGCAUCAGCAGCAGGAGCAUCAGCAGCAGGAUCAGCAGCAGCAGCAGAAUCUGGAGGCCGCUCCGUGCUGACGUGGCUGCUGCCGCAUCAGCUGCUGCUCUUUGCCGGUCGCUUUGCUGCUGUUAGCGGCAACUCGGGUGUACCGUACCCGGUGACUGCAGCUUCAAUCAAGAUUCAGAGCAGCAGGCUGCAGCAGCAGCAGCAGCAGCAGCAGGACACUGCAACAGGGACAGCUGAUGGCGCUGCCGUUGUUCCUAUCGUCUCUCUCAUCACUUUGAAGGGCUUGGAGUCUCUGUUGGGCCCCACAACUGUGGCUUUGGCGGAGUGUUUGCGGGUGUUGGGAGAGGCAUUUGGCUGCAGCCCUCCCUUCGGUUGUUUGUCUCUUCUCUUCUUUCCUCUCCGUCGCGCUGCUUCGGGGGUUUGGGGCCUCGCAUCAUCUUCAGGUGUCGGUGCAGCGCUGCAUGCAACUUCAAGCGAUGCGUCUGCUUUGGGGCUGCGGCAGCUGACAGAAGAAGGCUGUGCAGACUGCGCCAUCGCCGAGGAAAUGAACCGAUCGCCUGGUCCGGAGUACGUCGUGAGCGGGAACUUGGCGGUGCUGCCUUUAGAGUGUCUCCUAACUGCAGCAGAAGCAGCAGCAAGCAGCGCAGCGCCUCCUUCUCGUUUGCUGCUAGCAGAAGCAACAAACUUCGGCUCUGUGGAUUUGCGUAUCCGACGGUGGGAGCGUUUACAGCGUUUUUUGUCUUUGUCUGAAUUGGGCUUAGAGGAGUUCCCUAUUGACCCUAUAGGGGCAUUAAACAGCAAAAGCAGCAGCAGCAGCAGCAGCAGCAGCAGCAGCAGCAGCAACAUUGGGGGCAGCAGGAGCGGCGGCAGCAGCGGAUAUGGUGGAGGCAACAGCAUGUGGCAACAACAGCAGCAGCAGGUGCUACUUCAGCAGCAGCAGCAGCAGCAGCUGCAGCAGCAGCUACCACCUGUGGAGUGUGUGGUGUAUAGUGAAGUAUUUCAGCUAAAGUGCUGCGUCGUUCUGCAUGCAUUGGAGGCAAUGCUGUCUUCGCAGUCUUUUCUCUCUUCUCGUUUUCUUCUUUGUUUUUGUUUGAACGAUUUCUUAGCAAAGACAAAUAGAAAAAAAGAACCACCAAACGGAGACAUCUUCUGGAAACGGGACCACGACGCCCUCGUAACGCUGGAGGAGACACUUCGCUUGUUCCGUGCUGCAUUUGUUGCGGGUAGCGGCUGCCCUCAACUGUCUCUUUCUUUCAUGCUGCAGCUGCAACGUAAAGGCUCCUCUAUGGAUCUCUUUAACUUUGCUCUCGAUCUCCUAGCGCUGCAGCCGCCUCCUCCCCUAAGCGAACCACCGCAGCAGCACGGGUUGCUGCAGCAGCAGCAGCAGCAGCAGCAGCAACAACAACAACAGCAGCAGCAAGAGCACCUGCACACAAGGCCACAAGUUGAUCAGGCAGGGGUCUCCGUCUUCUACCCCGCAGAUAUUGCUGGGCUUGCUGCUUUUAAUCUAUGGCAAGCACAGGAGACAGGCAGCAGCAGCGAACAGGCUGAGGUGUCUCUCCGUCUUGCUGCAGAGACAGCAGGAUCUCCUGCUGCUUCUUCGUGGGAGUGUCUCCUCGUGCGUCUCCUCUGGCCCGUGCUUCGCCGCCAGCCCCACUCAGCAGCAGCAGCAGCAGCAGCAGCAGCAGCUUCCCGUAGCCGCAGCAGCACCCGCAACAGCACCGCCGUCAACGGCAGCGGCAGCAACAGCAGCUCCCUCAGCAGCAUCUUCCCCCGCAGCAGCAGCAGCAACAACAACAACAGCAGCCCCCGCAGCAGCAGCAGUUUAGUGUAUGAGGGCAUAUUAAGCAGCGAGCUGCUGCCUUCUAGCUCGCAUCUAACCGAACGUUUGCUGCUGCUGCAGGGUUUGCACGACCCUGUUGAUGUUAUAGGAAGAGACGGAAAUUUUAUUUUAGGGUUUGGCUAUGCUGGGGAUAUACCGGCGCCUUUAAAUGCAGGCAGGGGCCCCCUCUGGCAAGCUAUUAAAGAAGCACAGAGGCGCUGCUGCAUGCAGCAGCAGCAACAGCAGCAGCAGCAGCAACAACAACAGCAACAGCAACUACAGCAUGGGGACGAUGACCCCAAUGAACAAAACGGAGACUCUUUCGCUGCUCUCUGCGUGGAUAAUGAAAGAUCUCCUCCUUCUGUACCGGUUGCAACGGUUGGGGGUUUGCCUUCAUGGGCUCGGCUGCUGCAGCAGCGGGAUUAUUUGCUGCGGCUGCGAGCAGCAGGCAACAGCGCGUUAUGGAGGCGCAGCGUCGGGGUGUAUGUACACUCCGUGGUGCCUGGUACGCUGUCUGCUGCUCUUGUAACAGAGCUGCUGCCUCAAGCAGCAGAAUGCGGCUUUGAAUUCACAGGUAGCCUCUGCAGCAGCAGCAGCAGCAGCGGCAGCAGCAGCAGCGGCAGCAGCGGCAGUAGCAGUUGCUGCUGCGUGGUGGGGCGAGGUUUGUUGCAGUACGUGGGGUUCGAGGUGUCUGCGCCUGAGGGCCCGGUGCAGCAGCAGCUGCUGUCGCUCCAGCAACCAGCAGCAUAUCUUCAUUUGUCUUGCGGCUAUCAGAAGUAUUGGCUGUCUUUGCUGCAGCUACAAGUUGUUGAUGACGAUAUCAUUAGAGGCAGCAAUGUCUUUCUUAAAGAGGGGUCGCUGCCUCUUCGGUUUGCACUCGAUGCAAGAGCAGAACGCGGCAGGAAGAAAGUUGCAAUGAAAGGAGAUCGAAUGCUGCACGGCUCCUGCAGCAGCAAAGUCCUCAUGAAGGCAGCAGCAGCAGCUGCUGCAGCAACGGAUGCCCCAGCAGCAGCAGCAGCAGCAGCUGCUGCUGCUGCUGCUGCUCAAGCUGCAGCAACAGCUGAAGGCCCUGAACCCACUACGGCUAGACCAGGAUCGGGAGGCAUGGGGACCGGAGACCGCAUCACCUUUGCAGGGUCCCUAAGCAGCAGCGACAGGGCUCUUGUAGACAGCCUCAAGCGCUGCGUGCUGCAGCGGCAUCCGUCUCUGCUGUCUCUUGAUAAUCGAUCCCUAGUAGCGAAGGUGAACAGCAAAACAAAACUGCCUUUAUUGUGGAUUCGAGCAGACCCUAACCUUACCUGGCCGGCGAGGAUCCGGCGUUGCCAGAGCGGGUCGAUGUGGGAGCAACAGCUGCUGUCGGAGACAUCUGUGGGGUUUCAGCUGGAAGCAGCAGCAGCACUUGGUGGUUUGCUGCCGCUGCAGCAGCAAGGAGGUUUAGGGGGAGAGGACCCAGUGAAGGCGCAUGCAGUUAUUGCCCUUAGCAAAGCCCUUGCGUCGCACAGGUCUCACCCUUUCUUCCGGGCUCGUGCGGCGUUUGCACUGACCCGACUGCACAACACGGGGGGCGAGGAGUGUGGGGCCGCCUGGCAGGCCUUUGCAAACUACAUAUCUUCUUUCCACAGCGAAGCUGUCUUAGACGCGGAGGCCACUGAGGUGACGUCUCCUCCUGAGUCUGGCGAGGGCACAGGCAACGGCGAGUGGGGAAUAUCUGGAGCUCCAUCAGCUUCCGCUGCAGCAGCAGUAGCAGCAGCAGCAGGGGGGCCCCCAGCAGCAAAUGAAGCACGGGGACCCCUCACAGAUUCUCUUAGACUUUCCUAUUAUGCAUGCACAGCCCCUGAGAGCCGCUUUCUACGCCACUUCUUUGGGGCUGUCUCCCUUGUCAGAGACGCAAAAGGCCUCUCGCCGCCUGCCUCCAUCGACUUGCUGCUGCAGCCGCUGCAGCAGAUGGAGCCGACAGCAGCAGCAGACAGCGCAGCUCUGCUGUCUCUUGGUGCUGCUGCGUUAGACUGUCUAGGCAACUUGAGGUGGCCAUACACCCCAAUGCCCAGCCUCACAGAGUCUCUACACCCCUACUUUGCUGCUGCAAAGGUAACAUCCGCAUCGGCAGCAGCAGCAGCAGCAGCACUUGCAGCAGCAGCAGCCCACUUGCACCACCAGCAGCACUUGCAACAGCAGCAGCAAUGCUACCACAAGCAGAACCAGCCGCCCUGCGAGCAGCUGAUUAAGGAAGAGUGUGCAGCAGCAACAACACCGAGAGCAGCAGCAGCAGAAGCAGCAGCAGCAGCAGCAAACUGGGAGACGUUCGUCUUCUCUAGCUGCAGAGGACUGGAGGCAGCUUGGAUUGAAGCCUGGCGCCUCUUUAGACUUGAUGCUGUCAAAGCCCUCGCUUCCCCCAGAAGAGAGAUGACUUGUGCAUUUUUGCGAGCUGUCUCUCGAAGUCCUUUGCUGCGGGAUUUGUCUCGCCUUCGUUUUGUUGGUGGCUGCAUGCGCGUGCAAUUGGGGUGUAUAGACAGAUGGGGAGAAAGAGAGGGCCCUUCUCCUUUAAAGCCUUCUUUGCAGCCUCUAGGUGCUGCUAAUGCUGCUGCUGCUGCUGCAGCUCGUAGCAGUAGCAGCAGCAGCAGCAGCUGGUUGCCGCAGGAGUUCGGGCUGCCGUUUGAUUUGCUGCACUUCAUCAGCAGCAGCAGCCGCUGCGCCUUCUUAGAACGGCUCUUCCCUGCUGCAGCAGAAGCACUCGCAGCCUACGACUUCCCCCUAGUGCGAAGAGAAGCCAUCCGAGCCUUGCUGCAGGUUUGCUGCGAGGGAGCUGUUAGGGUUUACAAAAUCCCUGUGUCUCGCCCAGCAGCAGGAGCAGCAGCAGCAGCAGGAGCAGCAGCAAGCAAAAACAGCAACACGCAGCAGCAGCAGCAGCAGCAACAGCAGCAGUGGUGCUUAAUAUCCAAGUUUGUCAGCCCAGAGGAACAGGUCUUAAGGUCGCAGGUGGGGUUGGGUGUGUAUACCGCGCUGCAAGUGGCUAUCUGCCUAGACACCCCAGAGAGCGAUCCUCAGGGUUGCAUCUGGAGCAGCUUGCUGCUGCUGCUGCAAGAGCUGCGAGCAGCAAAUCCGCUGCUGUUCCUUCCCUUCUCUGGGCAUGCACCCGGCAUGCUGCUGCCAGAUGCAGCAGACAAGUCGCAGCAGCAGCAGCAACAGCAACAGCAACAGCAACAGCAGCAGCAACAGCAGCAGCUGCAGCCGCCCCACGUGUGCUGCCUCCUUGGCUGCCUCGGCAGCCACUGCGAUAUCAGUCUACCUGCAGCAGCAGCUGCAGCAACAACAGCGGCAGCAUCAACAACAACAGCAACAGCAGCAACAACGGCAGCAGCAGCAGCUCGACAGAACCACCUUGUGGCUGUUGGCUGCUUUGUGGCGCAAGCAGCUUCUACGCUGCUGCAUUUGCAUAUGCAGCAGCAGCUGCAGCAGCAGCAGCUGACAGCAUCAGCAGCACCGAAUCUGCAGCAUAUUUCUUCUGUUCGUAAUUUUCUCUUUGGGGUAGGGACGCCUCCUUGUUGGUUGCCGCUGCAACGGGAGCUUGCUGCUUCGCUCUGCAGCAGCAAGACGCCAGCAGCAGCAGAGGCAGCUGCUGCUGCUGCAGCGGGACUGACAGAUCCUGCUGUGGCUGCUGGCGCUGCAGCGUUUGCUGCUUGCACUCGAUUCAAAGAGGGCUCAGCAGCAGCAGCAACAGCAGCAGCAACAUGCGUGCCUCGCCCGCCUCCACUUUCACCGCCCCGCCGAUCAGCAGCAGCAGCAGCAGCAGCAGAAUCAGCACAAACACCAACAGCAGCAGCAGGCCAAGCAGCAACAGCAGCAUGCCCAACAGCAACAACAGAAGCCCCAGCAUCAGGACGAUCAUCAGCAGCAGAAUCAGCAGAAUCAGCAGCAACAGGAUCAGCAGCAGGAGAAGCAGCGGAAGGUGGUUUGGUGUGUCUGCCGGAUGCAUGCAGCAGCAAGUUAUAUUUGAGCUUUAUUAGGAGCGGCAACGAGCAGCAGAAGAUGUGGGGUUUUAAGCGUAAGUAUAUAGACAGAAAAGAUAGCUUAGGAGACUGGAGAGAGGUAGCAGCAGCAGCAGUUGCUGCUUUAUUAGAGCUGCCUGAAGCAGCAUGGUUUGGGCCGCAUCCAGAGACAACAGCAGCAGGAUAUAGUAAAUAUAUUGCUGAGCCUAUGUGGUUGCAAAGAGUAGAAGAAAAGAUAGCAGCAAAUGAAUAUCUACUUCCUUAUCAUUUCAAGCAAGAUAUGGCGUUGAUAUUUAAGAAUGCACGUCUCUUUAAUUCACCUCAAGAUAAACCUUAUAGAGAUUGUUGCAUUGUAGAGCAGAGGUUUCAUCAGCUGUGGGCUCCUAUUAAUGCUGCUUUCCAAAGAGCAGCAAGACAUAAAAGAAUGCAUCAUUCUCAGCAGCAGCAGCAGCAGCAGCAGCAGCAACAGCAGCAGCAACAACAACAGCAGCAGGAAGAAGAACAGAUGCACGGGGUGCAGCAACAGCAAUACACUCAACAGCAGCAAAUGCACGAUGAACAACAUGUGCAGCAAACUCCAAAAGAACAAAAUAUUACCUUUGACACAGAUGCAGCAGAAACAGAAACAGCAGCAGCACCAGCAACAGCAGCAGCAGCAGCGGGGACAUCACUUGAUUUCAACACCACGCCGAUGACGCCCAUAACGCUACAAACGCAGCAGCAGCAGCAGCACCAACAGCAGCAGGAGGAGGAGGACUGUUUUUUCGAUGCGGUGACACCGCAGCAGCAGCAGACGCCGCCGCAGCAGCAACAGGAACAGCAGCAGCAACAGGAACAGCAGCAGCAGCCGGAUCAGCAGCAGCAGCAGGAUCCGCAGCAGCAACAGGAUCAGGAUCAGCAGCAGCAGAUAGGCAUUCUGGAAUAG